GAGAGUACGAGACGAAAGCGGUUGGUUUGGUAGCGUCAGGACUUAAAGCGAGAGGUUGGCAGAACAGAACCCGCCGGCGUCACGACACCGAACCCCGGAGCCGCCCGCCGCACGAUCGUGCGACCGGCAGGGACCCGUGCCCCCCUCCGAUCUCGCCCCACCCGAUACUCUCGGCUCGAGUCAAAGCGUGCUCGGACUCGUGGAGGAGUUGUAGCUACCGACGUGGCCGUAGCAAAGCAGGCGGAGAGGAAGGGGAGGUCCUACUCCGUCACCGUGCAGUCCCCGUCGUGACCGCAAACCGAAAGAGAGAGCGGGAGACGGGGCGGAGACGACGCGGGACGGGACGGGACGUAGACGACGCACGCCUCUGGUCUGCUCUGCUCUGCUCCGCUUCAGUCCUCCGCAGCCCGCCUUUCCACCGCCGCCUCCUCCGCACGGCGGAGCCCCGCAGCACAAAGCCUGAGGCUUCUUGCGACAGAGUGAGAUGAGUGGCCCAAUGCAAUGCUCAUCACAACUGCAGUUUAUGACUAGCGUUGGGCGGAAUAAUCGCUCUAAUGGCCCUGGCACUCCUCUUAUUGAAAGCAUAGAUGUUGAUCAGAUUGUUAUUCCAGAGAAAAAUAGUUGGAAGAACUUAUUCUCAUACAUAGGGCCUGGAUUUCUCGUCUCAAUUGCAUAUAUUGAUCCUGGCAAUUUUGAGACGGACCUACAGGCUGGAGCACAGUUCAAAUAUGAGCUUCUUUGGAUCAUACUUCUCGCGUCCUGUGCUGCUCUUGUUAUUCAAUCACUUGCAGCCAGGCUAGGGGUUGUGACAGGGAAGCAUCUUGCUGAGCAUUGCAGGGCCGAAUAUCCCAAGGUUACAAAUUUUAUCUUAUGGAUUCUUGCAGAACUUGCUGUUGUUGCAUGCGACAUUCCUGAAGUAAUUGGAACUGCUUUUGCUCUGAACAUGCUAUUCAAAAUCCCGGUAUGGUGUGGUGUUCUAAUAACUGGUCUCAGCACUCUAAUGCUCUUACUACUACAACAAUAUGGGGUCCGUAAGCUGGAAUUUCUGAUUGCUUUUCUGGUAUUCUUAAUAGCGACUUGUUUCUUAGUUGAACUUGGGUAUUCUAAACCAAAUUCUUCAGAAGUUGUGAGGGGCCUUUUUGUUCCUGAACUUAAAGGAAAUGGGGCUACAGGCCUUGCUAUCUCAUUACUUGGUGCUAUGGUGAUGCCGCAUAAUCUUUUUCUGCACUCAGCAUUGGUAUUAUCAAGAAAAGUGCCACGGUCGGUUCAUGGGAUUAAAGAGGCUUGUAGAUUCUAUAUGAUUGAAAGUGCAUUUGCCCUUACGGUAGCUUUUCUCAUCAACUUAUCUAUCAUAUCUGUUAGUGGUUCUGUCUGCGGUUCAGGUAAUUUGAACCCUGAAGAUCAGGCAAACUGCAGUGAUCUGGAUCUGAACAAGGCUUCGUUUUUGUUAAAGAAUGUCCUUGGAAACUGGAGCUCAAAGUUGUUUGCAGUUGCCUUGUUGGCAUCUGGUCAGAGUUCUACUAUUACGGGAACCUAUGCCGGACAAUACGUCAUGCAGGGGUUUUUAGAUCUUCGGAUGACACCCUGGAUACGGAAUCUUCUAACUAGGUCCUUGGCAAUUCUGCCAAGUUUGAUUGUUUCAGUAAUUGGUGGUUCCUCAGCAGCUGGCAAGUUGAUUAUCAUUGCGUCGAUGAUACUGUCCUUCGAACUUCCUUUUGCUUUAAUUCCACUCCUUAAAUUCACCAGUAGCAAAACAAAGAUGGGGCAGCACACAAAUUCAAUAUACACUGCUGUGCUAACAUGGGUGAUCGGUUCGUUUAUUGUCGUCAUCAACACCUACUUCCUGAUAACAAGCUUUGUCAGACUGCUCCUUCACAGUGGGCUGUCCACCGUCUCCCAAGUAUUUUCAGGAAUAUUUGGAUUCCUUGGCAUGCUCAUAUACAUAGCUGCAAUUCUUUACCUUGUCUUCCGGAAGAACAGAAAGCCCAUGCUGCCAUUGUCGGAGAGCGAUUCUGAGCUUGCGAUAACAGGCUGCGGCACAGGUGCCGAAGUUGAAGGUUCUCUGGGCCAUUUGCCCCGGGAGGAUAUCUCAAGCAUGCAACUUCCUCAGCAGCGUUCAGCAUCUGAUCUGGAUUAGAUAACAACAGUCAUAUUUGUUUUUUUUCGAUGAUGAAAUAGUACUAGAAGCUACAUUACUACACAUAGGCACAUCAGGACUUGACGUAGAUCAUCCUAGUGAUGCUACUGUGGACAAUAAACUGUCGAAUGUAUACAGGGGGAUAGAUAACUAUGCCACCAAACAAAGGGGGCAAAUGCUUCUCGGUGCCUGUUUGGAAAGCGAGAAGUUUCCCAUGUUUCUGUUGGAAUCGAAUUGUGGAAUUCUUGCAUUCCAAACAGGAUCUUAGUAAGAACAAGACUAAAUGCUGAAUUUUCACGAUUACAGUAGUGCACUAG
This is a messenger RNA of Phragmites australis (common reed), 2454 nucleotides long. Its product is annotated as metal transporter Nramp3. Gene Ontology annotation, biological process: metal ion transport. The record is from RefSeq and is a predicted model, not a curated record. The coding region runs from base 485 to 2137 and encodes 550 amino acids. Gene Ontology annotation, cellular component: membrane. The transcript has 14 exons. Gene Ontology annotation, molecular function: manganese ion transmembrane transporter activity; cadmium ion transmembrane transporter activity. Lineage: Eukaryota; Viridiplantae; Streptophyta; Magnoliopsida; Poales; Poaceae.